Tricharina praecox is the source of this 1010-nucleotide messenger RNA. RefSeq lists its product as uncharacterized. The coding region runs from base 239 to 562 and encodes 107 amino acids. NCBI's taxonomy places the organism in Eukaryota, Fungi, Ascomycota, Pezizomycetes, Pezizales, Pyronemataceae. The transcript has a single exon. The record is from RefSeq and is a predicted model, not a curated record.
CUCCUACUCCUCCUCCUCCUCCUACUCCUACUCCUCCUCCUACUCCUACUCCUCCUCCUCCCUGUGGACCCGGUCCGCACGCGCAUGCGUCGAUAACAUGGACCAAUCGUUGGCGUUAUGACGGUGCCGUGUAUCUAGAUAAGUGGCUAUCUGGACUCUCCAACUACCUACAUACAUAACCUACAUCCUCUAGUACUGCAACAGCCUACCCUACGAACCAUCAUAUCUUCGUCGUCGGAUGGCGGUGCAUAUGAUGAAUCGUUGGAUGUUUUUUUUUCUUUUGUUUUUUUUCUCUCGCCAGAGAGAUGGAAAAAGUUGCUUCACCCGGUCACACCCACACCCUCCUCCCAGAACCUCCAUGGAUGGUGGUUGGGCAUGUGCAUUUUUUAUGCGGUUUAUGCACCCUCCACCAUCCACCCACCUUCCACCUUCCACCUUCCAUCAUCCGGAAUCCGUCCCCCCCGUCCCCUCGUACUCGAGCGCGGAGCCUGGCGGUACGGACACGUCACAUAGGGUGGUGGUGAUGGUGGUGCGCAGUGAUGGUGGUGCUCAGUGGUGGUAAUGGUAGCGGCGGUGGUGAUGGAGGUGGUCAGCAGUCACCGAUGCUCUGUCAUCAAUUGCAGGUCUUGGUCUUGGACUUGGUGGCUGGAUCCCGCGCAGGCAGCUUGCUCGUUACCGACCAGCCGACUCGAUCCCUUCCCUCCCUUUCCUUCUCUCCCUCUCUCACCGGUAACCCUGACGAAUUUUAGUUCGACGCCAGCGCGAUGAACCCCAAAAUUUCGUCAGGGCUCUGGUGCUUUGCUCAAGCGGGCUUAGUUGGUCGGGGUAUGGCAGUCGAGUUGUCCGCUAAUUGGAAGACUGCUAGUAUGUCCUCUAUGUAGGCAUGCAUAGGAUCACUCUACCCGCGCUUUGGGCAAUCCGUCGAUUGAUGAUGAUGCUGAUGAUGAUGCUCGUUCUUCGGAGAUUUUGUCCUUCGUGGAUUGGAUGGGGAUGGUGAACGCCACGGACCU